Molecule: messenger RNA, 840 nt
Organism: Schistosoma mattheei
Lineage: Eukaryota; Metazoa; Platyhelminthes; Trematoda; Strigeidida; Schistosomatidae
Source: the annotation of a GenBank genome assembly
AUGGGGAUUUUCGACAUAGUCCAAGAUGAGGUCCCUGUACGAAAUACGCAGCAAGGCUCAAUUAUAAUCGUGCCCGAUCCAGGGUUUUGUGUAAAGUUGAAGUCUAAAAAUCAGGAAAAAGUGUUUGUGAAUUUAUGUACCUCUGAUAAAGUCCCAGUUCCGAAGGAUCUAAGUGAAGAGGAAUUAAGAUCAAUCCUUAAUGAUAUCGACAACUCCCCACCCUUCAAAGUCCCAAUGUGCAUAGGAGAACCGCACGCUGAGACUGACUCAGCUCAGAAAGGCUGUACCGCUUAUGAUGUAAUAAUCAACCCACAAUUCUACCAAAAAGUCAAAUCAUCAGAAUUGUUUGAGGCAUUUUUGAUGACAGUGAUAUUCGAAGGCUUGGAAAAUAAGUAUGGCAUCGAACUUGAAAGAAGUUGGAUUGUUUUAAAGAAUAAGAAAUGUAUGGGUAAACCACAAGAACAAUGUAUUCGAACUUCUAGUCGUCCUGCGAUUAUUGAAAUGAAUGAUUCUCAACCACCCAAACCAAAAGUGAUAGAGUUACCUGAUCCACCUUUUAAAGGUGAUACUCCCAAGUACGAAAUAGUAAAGGUUAAGGAUGAUGUUAGUGGAGAAGUGCGUUGCUUAAUUGCACGAAUAAUCAUGCCAAAGCUGAUUUCUAGUGAUGGAUUAGAUCUACAAGUUGGUAAUGAUCUCCUUCAAUUAAAUAGUCGUGGUCAGAUUUACUCACUGGAGUUACCACUGGAUACGCUUGUCAAUGAAGAAACAACUGUAGCUGAAUUUAAUCGAAAUACAAAAAUAUUAACAGUCACAAUGCCGGUGUCAACUGUUCAGGGAUGA